CUCCCAACAAUUUAGUCGUCGACGGACUUCGACGAUCUUAUUAACAGCCGAGUCUACACUGACAGGCAAUUGUCCGCGGACACGUGAAGCAGCCGAUCAGUGGCAGACAAAAUUCAACUGCAGGAACAGUUCGCGUAUAAAAGCUACGUCCACACUGGCGGAUAAUUGUCGACAAGCAUACGUCAUCCGGAGAAAAGUCUCGAAUGACACGACGCGGUAUUUGCGUGUCGAAAGUGAAAAUAUUUUUUAUCAGAGAAAGUGAAAAAAUUUUUUUAUCGGAGAAGUUUUCUUAUUUACUUGUGUGAUGUUGCAGAUAUUGUGACAUACACGUACAUAUACAGUUACCGACAUAUGUAUAUGCUAAUUCGAACUUCGAUGGUACACAGCGAAACCAGUGACGAAGGUUAGGAAUGAGUUCGUGCAAAGGAUACGAACAGCCGAUUCUCGCAGACGAAGAAGAAUACGAACAAAUGAUCCCACGGUAAUUUCAAUGAGCAUCAAAAUUAAAGUCCAAAGAGGGAGACAGGGAUUCAACGAGAUUCGUCGGUGUCCAUGGAGAUUCGCUAAUCUUAGAAACUAAGAGGACGAAAUGGCGAGAGUCUGUUGUUGCGAUCGUUAUGCAAAUGAUAUCGACGCUAAAUGUGUCGAAGCCAACGAUGAUUGAGAAGGCAACGUGUGCCGGCUGAACGAUAUAUCAGAUGAACAAACUGCCGACAAUUGGAUCGCCGUCAAGCAUCACAUAGUCAUUCCAUCGAAUUCAAUUUGACGAUAUCGCAGAACCGAAACAUGGCUACCCUGGUAAUUGCGGAUUACGCGGUGAUCGCAAUUACGAUGCUCAUUAGUUCAGGAAUUGGUGUGUAUUACUGGCUCACCGGAGGGAAACAGAAAUCAACGGAGGAGUAUUUCAUGGCGGACAGAUCGAUGGGAGUGGCACCAGUCGCAAUAGGUUUAAUGGUUUCGUACCUAUCUGCGGUUAGUUUGUUGGGAGUAAGCUCAGAAAAUUACGUGUAUGGUACUCAGUACGCUGUGAUCAACAUUUCUUACGGGCUUGCUACUCCCUUCGUCGCUUACUUAUACAUGCCGGUAUUUUUCAAACUUGGCAAUGCCAGCGCCUUUGAGUAUUUGUACAAACGUUUUGGUAAAGCGGCGAGGCUGGCAGGAAGCUUCGCUUUUAUACUUCAGCUGCUUCUGUACAGCGGUGUAGUGCUGUACGCACCCGCGCUUGCUCUAGAAGCUACCACAGGUAUCUCGACAACUGCAAGCGUAAUCGGCAUGGGAUUAGUCUGCACGUUUUAUUCGACGAUAGGCGGUAUCAAGGCAGUCCUCGUUACUGACAUAUUUCAGAGUCUUUUGAUGCUGAUAGCCGUUAUCUUGGUGAUCGUUACAGCAGCCGUGAAUGUCGGAGGUCUCGAUCAGAUAUGGGAGAUUGCUCGUCAAGGGUCGCGAAUAGAAUUCGAUAGCAUUUCAAUGGACCCAACGGUGCGACACACCUGGUGGAGCUUGACAUUUGGAGGUUUCUUCACCUACCUUUCCUUGUACGGCACCAACCAAGUUCAAGUUCAGAGAAUGCUAACCAUCAAAAACGUGAAGGACGCGCAAACUGCCAUUUGGUGGAGUUGGCCAUUGUCUUCGCUGAUGUCUUUGGGCCUAUGCUUUGCCGGUUUGGCGAUAUAUACCAAGUAUCGUGAUUGCGACCCCCUUCAGGCCGGAAGAAUCAACUCGUACGAUCAAUUAAUGCCGCUUUACGUGAUGGACAUGCUCUCCGAGUAUCCAGGUGUGCCAGGACUUUUUAUAGCCGGCAUCUUCAGCGCUGGACUCAGCACCAUCUCCGCCACGGUGAAUUCCCUAGCCGCCGUUAUGCUCGAAGAUUUUAUCAAACCCGUAUAUCGUUUUCGGGGCAAGGAGAUUACCGCAACCGGAUCGAUCAUAGUCAGCAAGAUUCUGGCUUUUAUAGUCGGUAUCGCUUGCAUAGGAUUGGCAUUUAUGGGUCGAUUUCUUGGCGGGCUUCUUCAGGCUGCUUUGACGAUUUUCGGCGUGGUCGGUGGUCCUGUGUUCGGCAUGUUCACUUUGGGCAUGUUCACGCGGUUGGGAAAUCAGAAAGGAGCCAUCAUCGGCCUCUUGACUAGCCUCGUUUUCUCUUUAUGGAUCGGUUUCGGUCAGCCAAAGCCACCGAUUCCAAACAAAGUGAACGUCACCGCCUUAAACUGUAGCUACGCCGAUGCAUAUUACGAUUACGAGAAAUCGUCGAAUUUGCAUUUCGAAUACCAGCAAAAUAACAAUGACUCGUACUUCUACCUCUACCGUAUUUCCUACAUGUGGUACUGUCCACUAGGAAGUUUGAUCAGUUUCGUAGUAGGAUGGAUUUCCAGUUGGAUUUUGAAUUCAAUUCCGCGUAAAGAAUCCAAGAAUACGCAGCCAGAACUUUUCACACCGACUUAGUCAACACGACCAUACAGAGAAGAAUCGAGAAAUUCGAAUGAAUUUCAAAGCACAGUAGCACCGCGUACGUACGCUGAUUCGCGUAACGAGUGACGCAACAGACAUCUAAGAACGAACUUGUUCACAUACAUACAUACAUUCAUACAUACACACAUAAUUUUACGAUAACGAAUAACCACUAUCGUCUUCUAAAUAUCCUACGAUUUCCACCGGCGCUCGAGUUACCAUUAAUCGGUUGCAUUAUACAAUUUUUAAACGGACGAUCGCUCCUUAGAAGAUACUGCCUCGUCAUCCUAUAAUUUCCAACAUCGUCAUGAACAACGUGUGUCUCUGGUAUUUCUGCGAUUAAAAAUUACACGUCUCCUCGUGCAAGAAAACAGAGCUAACUUAUCGAUCGUUUAUUUGCAACGCGCUAUGGCUCGCGCGAGUCUCGCGAAUGGCCUUCACCUAAAAACAACGGAAACAAAGCCCAAAUCCGUGCAACAAGGUAUCUGUCUUAUCUCGACAAAAAUCUGAUCGAUUAAAGGAAAGAUCGGUUAAAUCGCGGCAGCGGAUAACUGAAAGCCUAUCGUAUUUUGAAAAAAAACAAGAAACAAAAAAUAGAACAUGUUAAGUAGAAUAUCUUAACUAACGAAAAGCUAGGUGCCAUUCGAAAAAGUAUGUAGAAGAUCCGUCGGAGAGAUAGUUCGGACGAAAUCGCGGUCGAUACAACACGUACUCGGUUUCCUUUCGGAAUUCCGAUUAUCGUCACGAGGCGUCAACCUCUUCUCCUUCUCUGCAAUGAGGAGUAGACGUAAACACUACUCGAACCACGGGUGUGCUGAACGUUUACCGAAACGUUCGCAAAUCACGAUGGAAUGCCGUCAGACUAGUGUUCCCGUGCGCGGCACACGGUGACAUACAGAACGAAGCAACGACCCGUGCACUGUGCAGCGCUUACGUAAGGAAAUAACGCCGUAUCGAGAGAGACAGAGGGGAAUGGAGGGAAGGGGAGCAAGAGAGAGAGAGAGAGAGAGAGAAGAGAGACCGAAUGGACCACCUCGUGCUUCGUUUCGUCUAUAUACUAAAGCCGCGUAUUCAACGUGGUCACGUAGUACGCUUGCAAAUGUUUGUGAGCUUUUUGAAAUGUUAAUGGGCGAGCGUGCGUGACAAACGUUUGUCAACCACUUCUACUAAACAAACGUUAGCAAACAAGGGCUUGUUUAUGAGCACCUGUCGCUUACGCAUCGGUACCGCCAGUUUUUAACUUCAAGCGUACGGAGGUCGCGGUUAUCGAUGUGCUCUGAAACACAGAACGCACCGAAUCGAGAAAUCAGAGCGGUGUGAAUCAGUUCAUUCCCAAUUUUCGUAAAAUAGCGUUUGGUGUUUAUUGUUAUAAAAGAUUGACUAUACUUUAUGGAGUCGUGAAAACGUAUCGUGGCAGAUAAUAAAGCUAUAACUUAAAAUACA
This is a messenger RNA of Bombus impatiens (common eastern bumble bee), 3888 nucleotides long. RefSeq names its product putative sodium-dependent multivitamin transporter. Gene Ontology annotation, biological process: sodium ion transport; transmembrane transport. The record is from RefSeq and is a predicted model, not a curated record. The coding region runs from base 787 to 2439 and encodes 550 amino acids. Gene Ontology annotation, cellular component: membrane. Lineage: Eukaryota; Metazoa; Arthropoda; Insecta; Hymenoptera; Apidae. The transcript is spliced from 9 exons. Gene Ontology annotation, molecular function: symporter activity.